AGACUCCUUUGUUAUUGUCAGUAGGACCCCGAGCUAAAGGUUUCCUGUUUUAUUGAAUUGAGUGUUUGGCGGCAAGAGAAUAAGGGUGUUUUGCUUUUUAAUAAAAAUAAAUACAAUAAAUCACCAUACCAAAUGCGUGAGCAUUCGCUGUUAUUUCAGUUCAUUGUUUGCGUAAAGAAAAUUGAAAAAAAGGUUCGACAUUUCCCCUGCAAUUGUUUCCCUAAAACAGCAGCGGGCAUUUGUGGAUGAAAACAAGUAAAGUUACCGCAACACCAAAAAUACAUAGCCUGUUUUUGUUUUUUGUUUCUCCAACCCCCACCACAUUUUUUAUGUCUGUCUCCGCAGUCAUAGGGUCCAGAACAAGUGUUAUUAACCACGAUUAAAGCAGGAUGUCAAAGGUGGAUAAAAGUCCAUUAUUCGUGAAAUUCGUACAAAACUUGGAACAGAGUUCAGAUCUUGCAACAAAGGCCUAUGAUGCUAUUAGAGAGUUACAAUUAGAUGAGUUCCUGCAGACUGUUGGUGAAGAAGCAGCACUUUUGUUAAAGCAAAAAGAUCAAUCUCUCUACAUUUCUGAUUCUUUUAGUGGACCAGCAUUUAUCCACCUUAAAAAGCUGGGCUGCAGGAUUGUCGGCCCGCUGGUGGUCCUUUUCUGCCUCCAGCAGCAGCGCUCUGUGCCGAAAGCCGAACACCCUGUGUACAACAUGUCCAUGGCAGAUGUGACCAUUUCCUGUACCAGUCUGGAGAAGGAAACAAGGGAAGAAGUGAGUAAGUUGGUGCAGUUAAUGGGAGGUCGUGUGUUCCGGGAUCUUAAUGUUUCGGUUACUCAUCUGAUUGCUGGAGAGGUUGGCAGCAAAAAGUAUGUGGUGGUCGCCAAUCUGGGGAAGCCCAUCCUACUGCCCUCCUGGGUGAAAGCAUGCUGGGAGAAAUCCCAGGACAGUUUAUUUAGGUACACAGACCUUAGCAUUGAUGAGUACUUGUGCCCUAUAUUUCUGGGCUGCACAAUCUGUGUAACUGGAUUGACCAACUUGGAUAGAAAAGAGGUUCAAAGGCUUGUGGUGGAACAUGGCGGCCAGUAUACAGGCCAACUAAAGAUGAACGAAUGCACACACCUCAUUGUGCAGGAGCCCAAAGGUCAGAAGUAUGAAUGUGCACAGAAAUGGAAUGUGUAUUGCGUGACCAUAGACUGGCUCUUCAAUAGCAUUGAGAAGAGAUUCUGCCAGGACGAGUCCAAGUACAAGGUGGAGCCCCCCACGGAGAGAGAGCAAGCUUCUAAUACAUUCACACCUACAGGCAGUGGGAAGAAGCAAGGCGUUUCUUCAGCUUCAUUACUUCUAGGCGUGAGCCAAAUUUCCAACAAUAUGAGCUACAUCAACGAACCAGCCGGAGAUAACUUGGAAAUGCUUGAUAUAAGUGUUUUCAGUGCACAAGAUGACCUGCUUGAUGGCUGCAAAAUCUACCUCUGUGGUUUUGGUGGUAAGAAGCUAGAUAAGUUACGAAGGCUUAUUAACAGCGGCGGGGGUCUACGCUUCAACCGGCUCAGUGAGGAUGUCACCCACAUAAUCAUGGGAGAGAAGGAUGAUGACAUAAAACAGUUCCUAAGCAAGGAAUCCCACAGACCCCACAUAGUUACAGUAAAAUGGUUACUGGAGAGCUUCUCCAAAGGCUGCCUCCUUCCAGAGAAAAAAUACUUCCACUCAGACUACUUGCCCCCAGCACCCUCUGCUGUGGAGCCCCCUGUCCACAAGUCUGCACCACAGAGGCUAAACACCAGUGUUGAGAGGAAAGCAGCCGUGGCAAUCAGCCCCGGCAGUGAACAGAGAAAAGACGAGGAUUUGCUGUCUCAGUACUUGGAAAAGGACAAAACUGUUGUUGAAGCUGGGGACAGAAGCUGUGACGAUGCAACUUGUGUUAGCAUGUUGGAGACGGACCCUUCAAGCAACACCGUGCUGGGGGAGGCUGCCACGGUGCUGGAGGAGGGGGGUCUGUUCAGCGGGAAGCGGUUCCUGAUAGCUGGCUUCAGUGGAGAGGAUGAGGCCUGCCUGGCAGAGCUAAUCAAGGAGCAUGCUGGUAAAGUGCUUGGGGCCCAUAGCCGAGCCAUUGCUGACUUUGCAGUGGUGCCACUGCUGGGCUGUGAGGUGGAGUCCACAGUGGGAGGUGUAGUGACCAAUGCCUGGUUGGGAAUGUGUAUUGAAAAGCAGAUUCUCUUAGACCUGCAGAUGAACUCCAUGUUCACUCCAGUAGCUGUAGUGGAAGGAAGCACACCGCUGAAGGACUGUGUUCUUUCUGUCAGCCAGUUUACUGGUGUGGAGAGGGACUCGCUAGUCUACCUAGCUGAGCUUCUUGGAGCCAGAUGGCCCGGUGUUCUCAAUUGGUCCACUGAUUUGCCUGUUGGCUGGAUUUAUGAGGCGGACUGUUCUCUGUCCGCGGUGGGAGAGAAGCCAAAUCUCCUUGCAGGUGUCAUUAUCUGUGUGAGUAAGAAACUCAUUAAGAAGCAGAGUGAGCUGAACGCCAUUGCAGCCUCUCUUGGGGCGGACUACAGGUGGUCUUACGAUGAAACAGUAACACACUUCAUCUAUCAAGGCCGGCAGAAUGACACUAGUCGGGAGUACAAGGCCGUCAAAGAAAGAGGUGUUCAUAUUGUCUCAGAGCACUGGCUUCAAGCAUGUGCAGAGGAGCAGAGGCUGGUGCCUGAAUCCCUGUAUCCAUAUACAUACAAUCCUAAAUUGAGCCUGAACCUCAGCCAAGUGCAGGACAGAAGAGUUUCUGCACCUAGGUCUCCACCCAGCAUCUCCUACUGUAACAACCUGAAACAGGAUUGUGAGCAAGACAAGUCAUAUGUUCCAUUGGAUACAGAUGAAGAGUUAACAGAGGAAACCAGAAACCACCGUGAAGGUAGAAACCCUGAAAAAACAAACCUAAAAAAUCUGGAGAAAGGGGAUCUGACUGAAACAUUGGAAAUGCGAGAGAAUCUGCAGCGGCAGCUCCAGGAGAUAAUGUCGGCCACCAAGCCACCAAAAGGCCAACGGGUUUCACUGGCUGCUUUGCAGAAUUCUCCCCAGACCCCUGACAGUGUGGGCCACUUGGGAAGGAACGGGCGUAGCCGGGCCCUGGAGGCACUCAGGCAUUCCCGUCGGGCAAUGAUGGACAUGAACACAGAGCCCUCUCAAAACGAGCAGAUUACCUGGGACGACCCCACUGCCAGAGAAGAGAGAGCUAGGCUGGCCAGUAACUUGCAGUGGCCCGGAAGUCCAUCCCAGCACUCUCCUGAGACUCACCAGAUCAACAUCCUCAAUGCAGAAGAUGACAUCCCCCAACAUAAAGUGUCAUUGACUGAUCCAGAACUGGCUGAAUUUGCUAUGUGUGAACUUGAUGAAACAGACAAGAACAAGACUGCAAAAGCACCAGACCCACUAAAGGUUGAAACUCCACCAAAAGAUCGCAUUAUGCUCAUGCCACUUGCUCCCAGCAUUGCCUUUCCUCUGGCAAACCCACAAGUUGCACCACCACCAAAGGGACAGAAGGAGAUAAAAGGAUUAAAGAUCCAGCCUGUAUUUCAGCUGUCUUCGCUUAACCCUCAAGAAAGAAUUGACUGUUGCCACCUCAUUGAAGAACUUGGUGGGGUGGUUCUGGAGAAGCAGUGCUUCGAUCCUAGCUGCACACAUAUCAUUGUGGGACACCCCAUGAGGAAUGAGAAGUACCUGGCCUCAAUGGCUGCUGGAAAGUGGAUACUCCACCGGUCCUAUCUGGAGGCAUGCAGAGCUGUUGGGCACUUCAUUGAGGAGGAGGAUUAUGAGUGGGGCUGCAGCUCCAUCCUUAACGUUCUUCCUGGAAUAAAUGCCCAGCAGAGGAAACUUGCUGUUUCUGCAUUGAGAUGGAGAAAGUUCUUGCAGAGGCAAAGGGAGACCAACAAUAGCUCAGAGGGAGCUUUUAGUGGCUGGAAAGUAAUAUUAAACAUUGAUCAAGCAAGAGAUGCAGGAUUUAGACGACUGCUGCAAUCUGGUGGAGCUAAGGUUUUUCCAGGUCAUUCUCCAUCUAUGUACAAGGAAUCCAGUCAUCUGUUUGCGGAUUUCAGCAAACUAAAAGCUGAGGAUCCCAGAGUAAAUGUGGUGGAGGCUGCUGCUCAGAAAGUGAAUUGCCUUAAACCAGAAUAUAUUGCAGAUUAUCUUAUGCAGGAUCCACCUCCUGCAAUGGAAAACUACUGUCUGCCAGAAGCUGCACAGUAUCUGCAAAAUAGGUUGGAGCCAAGUAAAUGUAUAACCUCUUGCAAACGGAAAGCUUCUGGAGAUGCAUCAGUAGUGAAGAAGUCCAGGAUAAACUAAAGAUGUAUGUAUUCAUAUUUGCUUUUGUCUGAGACAAAUUUAUAGUAUAUCAGAUUUUGAUCACCAAGUCAUUGAAAAAAACAAUAUUUAUGUGGGCUAUAGUUGUGAAAAUAAAUAAUUGUAUCAUUAUUUUGUUUGUUUUCCAAUAUGCACUGUAUAUUGCUACACUUUUUAAAAUUAAAUGUUUGUCAGCUUGUUUGGUAAGCAAAACAUGUAAAUGAAACCAUUGGUUAGUAUGACACCUUUUUAAUGAA
Messenger RNA from Polyodon spathula (Mississippi paddlefish), 4573 nucleotides. RefSeq names its product DNA topoisomerase 2-binding protein 1-A-like. NCBI's taxonomy places the organism in Eukaryota, Metazoa, Chordata, Actinopteri, Acipenseriformes, Polyodontidae. Gene Ontology annotation, biological process: mitotic DNA replication checkpoint signaling; DNA replication initiation; mitotic G2 DNA damage checkpoint signaling. The transcript has 26 exons. The coding region runs from base 390 to 4319 and encodes 1309 amino acids. The record is from RefSeq and is a predicted model, not a curated record.